This is a messenger RNA of Myzus persicae (green peach aphid), 378 nucleotides long. RefSeq lists its product as uncharacterized. NCBI's taxonomy places the organism in Eukaryota, Metazoa, Arthropoda, Insecta, Hemiptera, Aphididae. The transcript has a single exon. Bases 1 to 378 code for a protein of 125 amino acids. The record is from RefSeq and is a predicted model, not a curated record.
AUGCCUGUAGAAAAUGACGGAAAUUUCAGAGCGUUACUUCGUUAUGCCCUUGACAGCGGUGAUCAAGGUUUGGCCAAUCAUUUAAAUACUGCUGGUGCUAAUUCAACAUAUUUAAGCUUUCGCAUUCAAAAUGAAAUAAUUGAUGCAGCAGGGACACUAAUAAAGUCGAAUAUUGUGCAACGUGUAAACAAAUCUGGAUAUUUUCCUGUCAUUGCUGAUGAAAGUACGGAUGUGAGUGGUAUUGAACAGUUUUCAAUAUGCGCUCGAUUUGUCGAUAAAACUGACGAAUACAAAAUUCGAGAAGACUUUUUGUGCUUUAUUCCUGUUGAGACGUUACCGGAAUGGGGCUUGCAAAUACGAUGGAGAACAUUGGCAUAA